Molecule: messenger RNA, 744 nt
Organism: Symbiodinium pilosum
Lineage: Eukaryota; Dinophyceae; Suessiales; Symbiodiniaceae
Source: the annotation of a GenBank genome assembly
GUUAGCGCAGCCGAAACAGCGGCUGUAGAGACGCGUGAGGUGGAGAGCGAUGAGGAAUCUCUGGCUGGGGAGGCCCAUGCAAUCUCCAGCUACGUCUCAGAUACAGGUGCCACCACCGCCUGCCCAGGGGACACCUCCAGAAUUUCAAGCAGUUCAGAUCAGGGCAGGAGCCAAACAGAAGGGGCUUCUAGCUCUGAAGUUCCCCAAGGUCCGGCCGCGCCGGCUCCUAGUGCGCAAGGACAGCAAGGGCGGGUAGACAUUCCCUUGGCGCACGAUGUACCCCUUCCGUUUCCACGAUCCAAGGAUACCUCUGCACUGCUUUCUAUCAAGGUUGACAGGCUGGAGUUUGGUGAGGACAUGCGGACGACAGUCAUGCUGGCCAGAAUUCCAAAGACCUGCCAACCGGACCGAUUCUUGGUCCGCUUGCGAGACCUCUCCUUGCUCACCAAGGUGAGGUUCUACUACAUGCCCAUAAAUGCAGCACGAAACCGCCCAUGCGGCUAUGUCUUCUUAGAUUUCCAGGACUCCGCAGAUGUUGUGCGCCUGUGCAAGAACCUGCGGCUGCUGGAAAAUUUGCUUGGCGCCCGGCCAGAUCGAACGGUACAGAUUAAUUUUGCCCGCAUUCAAGGAUGGAGAGCUCUCCUUCAGCACUUCAGUGGAUCCGAACUGACCUUUGAGCCCGAUGCCAACCGACGCCCACAGUUCUUCUUCCCGCCUCAGGCGGAAAGACCCCGUGCUCCUUGA